This is a messenger RNA of Vanessa atalanta (red admiral), 780 nucleotides long. RefSeq lists its product as uncharacterized. Lineage: Eukaryota; Metazoa; Arthropoda; Insecta; Lepidoptera; Nymphalidae. The transcript has 3 exons. The record is from RefSeq and is a predicted model, not a curated record. Bases 7 to 780 code for a protein of 257 amino acids.
CUCAAGAUGGCGUCACUUGUUAUUUGUUUUCUUAUGAUUCAAAUCGUAGCAGGAAAUGAAGAAUAUAGAAGUGAUAGUAUUUUACAUCACUUGAAUACUGGAAUAAAAUUUGCUAAGGAUUUUUUGGGAUCCGAAUCAGUUGCACUCAAAGUUGCUGAUUUUGUUGUUCGUGCCUUUCAACCUAAUAUAUCCUUAAACAAUAAGCGCCCAAAACCUGACAACUCGAAUGAAUAUAAUAAUAAUGAAAAUUAUUCGGAAGAAAAUAAACAUAGUUACAAUACAAAUGAGGUUCCUUAUUCGAUGUCACCAUUGCGUCAUUUGGUACGAUUGCUGGGUCUUCAGCCGAAACAAAUCAGUGCAGUCGCUGUCAACGCACUCAUAUUUGUCGCUCAAAUGAUCACAACGUUCUUGGCAGGGCCUAGACGUACUAACAAACCAUACCGAUCGGAGGAUUUUACGCAAUGGAUUCUUAAUAAAAAUUCAAGAAAACUUCAAGACCUUUUAGCGACAGCUAGAAAUGAUUCUCUGCCAAAUUUGAUAGACGAUCUUAUUCUGGAACAGGAAUCUGAAGAAGAAACUAGUUGUAUUCGACUUUUUGUUUGUAAAAUAACACCAUUUAUAAAUAAAAUGCAAGAAGCGGUUUUUGGUGAGAAAAGAGAUGAUUUUGAUAAAACUCACGGUGCAUCUUUUUUGUAUAGACAUCUACCCACAAACGACGAAUUUCUUGCUAAAAGUGAAAUAUGUGAGGAAAAACACAAAGAAUGUAAACUAUAUGAGUAA